UAUUGCAAAUCUCAAACACAAACUAAAUUUUAUUUAAUUAAAUAUGUUUUAACCUGGACAAAAAGUGGUGUCUACAGCUACCUAGUCACCCAACCAUCUAUUCCAAUUCACAAAGCAACAUGCAUGGCAAUUGUAAUCAACAAGUAAUCGAGUCAAAACAUCCAUUCAUUUUUGCACACAUGAGAACUAAACCUUUUCACUAUCCUAAUGCACCUCUCAAUCAUCAUCAUAGGAUGCACUCGAUCACAUGCAACAAUUCAAGGUUAAUGCCAAUAAACAUGAGAUUCUCCCACAAUCCGGCCACUUUGAUCAUGCAAACAUUGCUUGGAGCCCUCAAAAUUUUCAACUUUGGGCAUACAUCAAGGCUCCAAGCAUCAAUCACAAUCACACAAGCAUAAGAAUAAACUACCCCCCCCCCCCCCCCCCACCCCCCCACCCACACACUUAAGCUCGACAUUGCCCUCAAUGGCGUAAGAUAUGGGUAUAGAACGAUGUUACCUCUUUACUUGGUGAGUGAAAGUUGGAAUCGUUUGCGGGGUAGGAGACUUGAAGCUUCAAGGAGAAGACAAAAAACACACACACAAGCACAAAUCCGACUCGCUCGAGGCGAGGUUAUUACGCAACACAAUAUGAUAGUAGUAGUUUAUAGUCACACACACAUAAUGAAAAUAAAAGAAAGAAAAAUAAAAAAAAGAGUUCAGAGUUCCAAGUGGAGUAGUGCGACGAAAGGAAUCGGCUUUGCCUCAUAUCUCCCUCAUCAGCUACCUCUCUCAGGAGGAAGGUCCGCCGUCCUCAUCUGGGAGGAGGCCCUAGCAACGAGCAAUCUGCUCAAGAAGGUCAUUCUGCCAGUCGAGGCGGGAAGUCACUCCCACAACAUGGGUCUCUAGGCGAUCCAUCCUCUAGAUGAGGGGAUCACUGGCUGUUCUGGAUGAUGAAGUUGUUGCUGGUGGUGGUACAUGGCGCUGGAGCGCGGGACGCCGGCGGCGGCCGGGAGCUCGAGCAGGUGGCUGCUCUAGGGGUGGAAACCCUAAAUCUGACUCCACUAGAGCCGCGUCAACUGCUGGGUGCGUGGCUCCUGAAGGUCGAAUCCCAUCAAGGUACUCGAUGCCCCUCUCGUGAAGUACCCACUGUUGGUUAUAAAGUGUAGCCACUGGGAAGGGCUCGGUCCUCCCGACAAUGGAGCAUCGCUCCACAUCCACUACGAAGUGACGGGAACACCUAAACCCAAAUCGAGUUGAGUUCACUGCCUUCCAGUUCACGGCCGUGAACACCUAAACGCAUCCGUGAACUCAGUGUCGUCAACAAAACGUACCGCUUCACUAUCCAGGGUUUACGGUUUGCACUCAAAGUUCACGGUCUUAGAGACAGUGAACUGCCUGGUCGUCAGUAACCUCUGGAACCCUCCUGGACACCUCACUGUUCACGUUUUGUAGCUCCAGUUCACGGCCUUAGAGACCAUGAACUCCAAUGCCAUGCCAUGAAGUGAAACUAAUUCCUCCUCUUUGCUAGUUCUUCGAUCCAUUUCUUCCAACUUUCGACUCCGAGGUUGGUUUCACCUGUUAGGAUCCGAAACACACGAAACCUAGCGUAAAACCAACCUUUUAGGAGUUCAAAUGUCACAAACGUCAAGUAAAAAUGGGGGUAAAAGUUGUACAAUAGGCCCGAAUCACGUCUCUCCACUCAUGUUUAUGUCUUUCUUCAUCCUUAUGCUUAGCUAUGCUCUUGUUGUUUAGAUUGUGAUCCUAAAGUGGUCAAAGACUAUUUACUUUAAAUUAAUUAUAAUAUAGAGGGUUUUAUUCAUAUUUCUUGUUUACUUUUUAUAAUUUGAUUUCUCAUGUGUUUGAUGGGAACGUGAGAGACCAUGAGGCAACUCAGACCUAUUAGUCUAUGUUAGUUAUCUAUAAGAUCAUAACCAAAAUUAUGUCGGAAAGACUGGCCUGCCUGUUGUCACAUAUUAUUUUGGAAGGCCAAAAUGCUUUCAUUUGGGAGCGGCAAAUUGUGGAGAAUGUCCUUCUUGGACAUGAGUUAAUGCACUACUUGAAAAUCAAAACGCGGGGAAAGAAAGGGUGCAUGGAUCUAAAGGUUGAUAUGGAAAAGGCCUAUGAUAGAGCCCAAUGGCCCUUUCUCCUGGUGGUUUUGGACAAGAUGGGGUAUAACUCGAUCAGGCGAUGCUGGGUGCAUGAAAUUCUUAGAUUAACAUCUUUUUUGGUCCUAAUGAAUGGCACACCAAAGGGUUUCAUCACACCCUCAAGAGGAAUCCGUUAGAGGGAUCCGCUCUCUCCCCUCCUUUUUUUUUUAUUUUCACAGAGGGUUUUGCAGCCCUCCUGCAGAAAGCUAUUUCGGAUGGGAAACUGGAAGGGGUCAAGGUCGCCCCCUGAUCUCCUCGAAUCUCGCAUUUGUUUUUAAGCCGAUGAUUUGUAUUUAUUCCUUAGAGUAUCUCUUCAGGAAAGUGAGAAUUUGAUCACGGUGUUAAAUGAAUAUGAGGAACUUAGUGGCAAAAGGAUUAACUUGGCAAAGUCAGCGGUUUGCUUUAGUAGAAAUAUCGCAAUACCCGAUCAAGAGUUCCUUGCUCAAAUCCUGGGUGUGGGGGCUGUUGGGGUCCCGGAUAAAUAUCUGGGAUGCCCUACCCUGAUCACCCGAUAAAAAAUGGAUACGUUUCACUACUUGGAAGAAAAGUUGCUAGCUCGUCUUUAGGGACGGAAACAGAGGACUAUAUCUUGCGCAACGAAAGAGACUUUGUUAAGAAUUUUUCUGUGGCAAAUUUUCACUCGUCUACUCCCUACGACCGAAGCUCUAAUUGAGAAGGAUGUCUAGGUCCAUCCUUGUUGUCCGGUUUGCUGGGAGGAAUCAGAGACAAUGAAACAUUUGUUCCUUG
Molecule: messenger RNA, 2875 nt
Organism: Linum trigynum
Lineage: Eukaryota; Viridiplantae; Streptophyta; Magnoliopsida; Malpighiales; Linaceae
Source: the annotation of a GenBank genome assembly